Molecule: messenger RNA, 1392 nt
Organism: Trypanosoma cruzi
Lineage: Eukaryota; Euglenozoa; Kinetoplastea; Trypanosomatida; Trypanosomatidae
Product: amino acid transporter, putative
Exons: 1
Coding region: 1-1392 (463 amino acids)
Biological process (GO): amino acid transmembrane transport
Molecular function (GO): amino acid transmembrane transporter activity
Source: RefSeq, a predicted model, not a curated record
AUGUAUGACAACGUCAAUGAGGCGCCUGGAUCCCCAGUAGGGAACCAAACAGAAAUUGUUGGGGAUACCGCGCCAUUUGGGGUGAAGAUCAGCCCUGCGGUUUCGUCUGAUGUGGGGCAAUCCCAGCGAAAUAUGAAGAGCAGCAAGGCACGUGAAAUGCUGAAUCGCAUUUUCAACAUUGUGCCAUACGGUGGAAUUGUCUCGAACGCCUUCAAUCUUGCAAGUGCGACACUUGGUGCUGGUAUCGUGCUGAUACCCUCCGGAUUUCGAGAUUCCGGCAUCAUCGUCGCUACUCUUCUUCUCUCACUGUGUUGCGCAUGCACCAUUUACUCCAUUCGACUUCUUGUGCUCACGAAGGAGAAGACGGGAUUUCGCUCCUAUGAGGAGUUGGCACGUGGUCUUUUUAUACGUGGUGUCGAUUACUUUGCGGCCUUGCUCAUGUUCAUGUUUUGCUUUGGGACCUGUGUUGGGUAUGUCAUAUCCGUCGGCGACUUACUUUCCCCGCUGCUCAGUGCGUCAUCGGUACCUGAGUUUUUUCGUACGGACAGUGGAAGUCGUCUACUGGUCAGCGGUAUUUGGCUGGUUGGAAUGUUUUCUCUCUCGCUCCCGAAGGAAAUCAACUCGCUUCGUUACGCCUCGGUGGUUGGUGUGGCUCUCAUCAUUUUCUUCGUCAUCUGCAUGAUCCUGCAUGCCGCCAACAAUGGCUUGCAGGGAGGGCUGUCGAAAAAUCUUUAUUUGUACAACAGCGGCACUAACGCAAUGAACGGACUCUCGCUGUUUAUUUUUGCCUUCAUUUGUCAAGUCAACUGCUUUGAGGUGUACGAGGAGAUGCGGGAUCCCUCACCAAAUCGGAUGACUCGUGACAGCACCUUAAGUAUGGUGACGGUGGGCCUGCUCUACUUUCUCGCGGGGUUCUUUGGCUAUGCGGACUUUGGCGACGCUGCCUCAAGCUCGGUGCUGCGGCUCUAUGAUCCCAGGAAUGACUUGUUGAUGGCUGUUGCAUACGUCGGCAUUGCGAUUAAGCUUUGCGUGGGAUUUGCGAUUUGCAUUCAGCCGUCACGUGACGCUGUCUACUAUGUCCUUCGUUGGGGGAAAACUUCUGACGUACCCACAUGGCGUAAUCUUCUCGUCAGCGGCUUUCUUGCGCUUCUCGCUUUGAUUCUCGGUCUUUUUAUACCGAGCAUCAACGUCGUGUUUGGAUUUCUGGGCGGCGUGUGCGGUGGCUUUUUGGCCUUUUUGUUCCCCGCCUUUUUUUAUAUUUACUCCGGCAACUGGUCUCUGAAAGAGGUGGGCUGGAUGAACUACAUCGCCACCCAUGUUCUUAUUAUCCUUGGAGUCGUCGCCGUGGUCUUUGGCACCGCCAUGACAAUUUACAGCGAAGCCCAUGGCUGA